AAUCUUGUUCAUUCACUGAUACGUGACCUGCAAUACAAUGGGAGUCUGCAGUGUUCAGUUCUGCAUCACAGACAAGAAAGCUUUCCACAUAGCACUGUAUCAGAAAUGGACAUUCCUCUAGAAAGUGCGCUGCAGCCAGGGCUUACACCUUUAACACCCAAGGAGCACAGAAAAAUAUCAUCACUGGCCUCUCAGCUCUCAAGGCAUGUUAUGCUUCCAAAGGAAUUGGCAAAACAGGUACCAAAGACACAUCUAAUGUCUGAAGAAGAGUGGAGGAGACUUGGCGUUCAACAAAGCCUUGGUUGGGUUCAUUACAUGAUUCAUGAACCAGAACCUCACAUACUCCUAUUUAGAAGGCCUCUUCCAAAAGACCAACAGAAAUGA
This is a messenger RNA of Staurois parvus, 384 nucleotides long. The record is from the annotation of a GenBank genome assembly. Lineage: Eukaryota; Metazoa; Chordata; Amphibia; Anura; Ranidae.